AUGGACGCUCCAAGAAAUCGAAAGCAGCGUCGUGCUGCAGCUGCAACUUCCACAUCGCCCGAGCCUUCGAUCCCCCUCGCGACCCCACCACGCGACCAAACCGCAAAGAAAGGCGAGCGAACAUUGUACGACAUCAUCGCGGAGCGCCAAAAUGAACUUUUAGGACAACAGGCCGUCUCACAGGCUGCAUUAGAUGCGGAACUUGCCAAAGGGCAAAGAUUAAAGUCAAAAGGGACACGAUUCGUGACCGUCGACGCGUCUGGGAAUGUCGUGGACGCCGAGGACAGCGAUCAAGUACCCAUGAAUAUGGGCGCAAAGAAGAUCUCCAACGAAGACACAGAAUCAGCCGGAGACGAACCAGACAAGCCCCUUCCUCCAUUCGUCGACACAGUCCUACUCUCAAUCCCCCUCACAACCCUCCACCUAACACUUGCCUACGUCGCCGCCCACCAAUAUGCCGAACGCAUCGACCUCCCACGCCUCCUUCAAGAAUCAAUCACAAUCACCCUCCCUUUUCUGACAUUCCUCAUCCACUUCGCCCACGGUCACAUUAUCCGCUUCAGACUAAGCAGACGUCUAAGCUUCCUCGCCCCGCAGCCCAUAUCUAUUCUUCCACUCACGCCCGACAAGUUCACAUUCUCUUUCCUCCGCCGCUUGAUCUUCCCGCCUGGACUACGGACAAUCUUGUUUCUUCCAGCUGCGUUGUUCCUUGGUGCUCAUCUCAUAAGUAUCACGAAUGGGGAGCCGUAUUACGCUGUUAUGAAGAAGGCGCCUGCAUUUGGAACAAUGUGGAUUUGGUGUAUUUUGGAGAUGUCUUUUGGCGCGGCUGUGAUCGGGGCAAUGGCACCUCUGGCUUGGGGCGUAUGGUGGAUGGGCUACGGGAUUGUUUGA
This is a messenger RNA of Penicillium atrosanguineum, 891 nucleotides long. RefSeq lists its product as uncharacterized. The record is from RefSeq and is a predicted model, not a curated record. NCBI's taxonomy places the organism in Eukaryota, Fungi, Ascomycota, Eurotiomycetes, Eurotiales, Aspergillaceae. The coding region runs from base 1 to 891 and encodes 296 amino acids. The transcript has a single exon.